Xiphophorus couchianus (Monterrey platyfish) is the source of this 2425-nucleotide messenger RNA. RefSeq names its product cerebral endothelial cell adhesion molecule (gene cercam). The coding region runs from base 68 to 1966 and encodes 632 amino acids. The transcript has 12 exons. The record is from RefSeq and is a predicted model, not a curated record. NCBI's taxonomy places the organism in Eukaryota, Metazoa, Chordata, Actinopteri, Cyprinodontiformes, Poeciliidae.
AGAUUUUUCCUUACAGCGGAAGUUGCGAGUCCUCUCCCAGUCUGAGCUUGCAUGACUUCACCCAGCAAUGGGAAGAAGUAGGUGGUUGAUCAUUUGGGAAAGCCCUCUUUUUCUUGGACUGCUGACGCGUACAAGAGUCUACGGGCUGCCCAGAAGUGAAGCAGCAUUUUCAUCUUCACCACAUUCCACCAUGUUACUUCAUGUUUUAGUCUUAGCAGCCUUGACUUCCCGGGCUGAGUGUUACUUUGUUGAAGAAAAGUUCCCGGAGGAGUCCGGGAUGCAGCCUCCCACCGUGGUGAUCGCGAUCAUAGCCAGGAAUGCGGCGCAUUCCCUGCCGUACUACCUCGGAGCUCUGGAGAGACUCAACUACCCCAAAGACCGCAUCUCUGUGUGGGCCGCGACAGAUCACAACUCAGACAACACCACAGCCAUUCUGAGAGAGUGGCUCACUGUCAUGCAGAGAUUCUACCAUUACGUUGAGUGGAGGCCAAUGGACCAGCCGACGUCUUAUGCGGGGGAGUUUGGUCCAAAGCACUGGCCCAACAGCAGAUAUGAGUAUGUGAUGAAACUGAAGCAGGCAGCUCUCAACUUUGCCAGAAAACGCUGGGCUGACUACAUAUUGUAUGCUGACACAGACAACAUCCUCACCAACGCAGAAACCCUCAACCUGAUGAUUGCAGAGAACAAGUCGGUCAUCGCUCCCAUGUUAGACUCCCCGGGAGCGUAUUCCAACUUUUGGUGCGGUAUCACACCGCAGGGUUAUUAUCGACGAACAGCGGAAUACUUCCCGACACGUUACCGCCACAGACACGGCUGCUACCCCGUGCCGAUGGUCCACAGCACCCUGCUGCUGGAUCUGAGGAAGGAAGGCAUGAAGAAACUGGCUUUCUACCCUCCUCAUGAAGACUACUCAUGGCCCUAUGACGACAUCAUCGUUUUUGCAUUUUCCUGCCGCGCUGCAGAGGUCCAGAUGUACGUGUGCAACAAGGAGCGCUAUGGCUACCUAAACGUUCCCGGCAAACCUCAUUUCACGCUGGAGGACGAUCGUCUCAACUUUGUCCAUGUCCAUCUGGAGUCACUGAUUGAUGGGCCCACCAUGUAUCCUUCUCGAUACGUUCACAUGUUCCCAAAGCAGAGAGACCUGGUAGGGUUUGAUGAGAUCUAUCUGAUUAACCUGCGACGCCGGCCUGACCGCAGAGACAGGAUGCUGUACUCCCUAAACGAGCUGGAGGUUGACGUCAAAGUGGUAGAUGCUAUAGAUGGAAAUGCACUGAACAGCAGCGACAUUAAGUUCCUGGGUGUCGACUUGCUGCCGGGUUACUAUGACCCGUUCUCUGGACGCACGCUGACCAAAGGAGAGGUGGGCUGCUUCCUCAGCCACUAUUACAUCUGGAAGGAGGUUGUGGACAUGCAAAUGGACAAAGCCCUGAUCUUUGAGGAUGACGUUCGCUUCGAGGCAAACUUCAAGCGACGAGUGCUCAGGUUAAUGGAAGAGGUGGAGCAGGUGGAGCUGGACUGGGACUUAAUAUAUCUUGGCAGGAAGCAAGUGAAUCCUGGAAAGGAGGUGGCGGUGGAGAACGUUCGGAACCUGGUGGUGGCCGACUAUUCGUACUGGACUCUGUCCUACGCCAUCUCUCAGCAGGGAGCCCAGAAACUGCUCAAUGCUGAGCCGCUCUCUAAGAUGCUCCCUGUCGAUGAAUUCCUCCCCAUCAUGUAUGACAAACAUCCCAAUGAGGACUACAAGUCCCAUUUCCCCAACAGAAACCUGCAAGCCUUCAGCACACGCCCCCUUCUGGUACAGCCAUGUCAAUACGCCGGCGAUCCUGAGUGGGUGAGUGACACAGAGACCUCCACGCUGUGGGAUGAUGACUCAGUAAGGACUGAUUGGAGAGGCUCCCAUAAAACACUGAAGGGGGCUGCGCCACCGCCUGAGAUGCUGUCUGCCUCCUACAGGGACGAACUUUAGUGCCGGGACGCUGGGAGGUCAGAAAGACGGACGCUGAGGGGACAACAUGAUGUCAGACUUAAUAUCAGUCGGUUUGAUGAGGCAGACAUGCUCAUUGUCCUAAGAGCUGGACUUUUUCCAUUUUUAUUGUUGUAGAGGGUGUGUGGUACUCCAUGGAUGAUCUUGGGGGUUAUUUAUUGACUCACUCUGUAGCAGCAUGCUUUAAAUGUUAUGCAGAAACUUGCACAACAAAUUUCCUCAAUCAAUUUAGAGUUUUUAAAGUUUUUAUUGUUACUUCUUCUUUGAUGGGUGUGAAAGAAAUUGUGUGUUUCAUGUGUGCCUGUGGUGACUGUAUAUCCAGAAAACGGAUCUCACAGCGUUUGUCUCUAAGUCUGUCAAAAGGUUGGAGGAUGCCAUUUCCUUUUUAGUGUAAACAAUUUGUAUUGUAAUUUUUUAGGUAUUUUUUUUUUAUUCCAGUGG